Molecule: messenger RNA, 1395 nt
Organism: Auxenochlorella protothecoides
Lineage: Eukaryota; Viridiplantae; Chlorophyta; Trebouxiophyceae; Chlorellales; Chlorellaceae
Product: Proline iminopeptidase
Exons: 11
Coding region: 1-1395 (464 amino acids)
Biological process (GO): proteolysis
Molecular function (GO): peptidase activity
Source: RefSeq, a predicted model, not a curated record
AUGACAGGGUCGGUUGUGAAGCGGGCCCGCACCGCUGGCUGCCACCAGCACAAGGUGGGCCCCACCUUCUCGGUGCCAGGACUGUGCAUCACAGAGCACACAUUCACCCUUCCCCUGGACUACUCUGGUCUCCACCCUGGCAAUGUGGAUGUCUUCUGCAGGGUACUGGUGCACAGGAACAAGGUCAGCGACCACAACCUGCCGUACCUGCUGUACCUGCAAGGAGGACCAGGGUUCGAAGCUCCACGACCCCUGGACAACACCGGGUGGAUCAAGCAUGCCUGCAACUACUUCCGCAUCGUGCUCAUGGACCAGCGUGGCACAGGCCUGUCGAGCCCCAUCACCCCCGGCAAUGUCGAGAGGCUCGGGGACGCGGGAGCGCAGGCCCUGCACCUGACGCACUUCAGGGCGGACAGCAUCGUGGCCGACGCGGAGGUCAUCCGCAUGGUGCUGGUGCCGGGAACAAACCACGACGGCCGCUGGACGGUCCUGGGCCAGAGCUUUGGCGGGUUCUGCUGCGUCACCUACCUCUCCCUCGCCCCAGAGAGCCUGAUCGACUGCCUGAUCACGGGAGGCAUACCCCCGCGCAUCGACACCCCCUGCGCCGCCGAGGCGGUGUACCGGGCGUGCGCGCUCCGGGUCCUGCUCCAGAAUCGCAAGUACUAUUCACGCUUUCCCAUGGACGUCGCGCGCAUUGGGGCGGUGGUGCGCUUCCUGGCGGCCGCCCCGGGAGGGGGGGUGAGUACACCCGCCGGGAACCUGCUCACCCCCAGGAGCCUGCAGCUGCUGGGCCUGCACAGCAUGGGCUUCAGCACCGGCUUCGAGCGCCUGCACUACCUCUUUGAAGGCAGUUUUGAUGGGCCAGAGCUCAGCCGCAAGUUCCUCAAGGAUUUUGAUGUGUGGAUGAGCUGGGACACCAACCCCCUGUACGCCAUCAUGCACGAGAGCAUCUACUGCCAGGGGGCUGCCUCUAACUGGGCCGCCGAGCGAGUACUGGCCAGCGGGGAGUUUGCCGACGCCUUUGACGCCACGCAGGCAGCACAGGCGGGCCAGCCUGUCAACUUCACGGGCGAGAUGGUGUUCUCCUGGAUGUUUGAGGCAAUCGCCGGGCUCAGACCCAUGAAGGAGGCUGCAGACAUCCUGGCGAGCAAGGAGGACUGGCCAACUCUGUACGAUGUGGAUGUCCUGGAGGAGAACACCGUGCCCACAGCCGGCGUGCUCUACUACGAGGACAUGUUUGUCAAUUUUGGACUCGCCCAGGAGACCGCCAAUCGCAUCAACGGCAUGCACCAGUGGGUGACCAACGAGUAUCUCCACUGUGGCAUUCGAGAAGCAGGGGGCCCUGUCUUCGAGCGCCUGCUCAACCUGUGUCGGGGGGGCAUCCUGCCCCGAUAG